CAGACGUUGCAGUGGAUGUCGUGGCAGCAGCCUACAGGGAGCUGCUGGGCCAGCCCCUUGGCCAGGCAGUGCGGGGCUGCAGUGUGCGUGGCAUGGAGUAGGUGCCACCAUCCUCUCCACCCCAGCAGGAAGCAGCAGGAGUUGGAGCCACUGGCUGUGAUGGCAUCAGCCGUCCCUCCAAACUUCUCCUGGGUGGUGCCCGACAAGCUGGCAGGGCUGGCAAUGCCGCGGCUGCCUGCACACUACCAGUACAUGCAUGAGCACGGCAUCCGACACCUGGUGUCGUUGAGCGAGCGCAGCCCACCCUACCACGACACCUGCCCUGGCAUCCAGGUCCAUCGCCUCCGCAUCCCUGACUUCUGCCCCCCAUCCGUGGAGCAGAUCCAGUGUUUCCUGCAGAUCGUGGAAGACGCCAACGCCAAGGGGGAGGCAGUAGCAGUGCACUGCUUGCUGGGCUUCGGCAGGACAGGAACCCUGCUGGCCUGUUACCUUGUGAAGGCUAAGAAGAUCACAGGGGUUGAUGCCAUCCACGAGAUCCGGAGGAUUCGGCCCGGCGCUAUCGAGACACACGAGCAGGAGAAAGCCGUCAUUCAGUUCCACCACCGCAUCAAAUAGCGGGCACUGCAGGCCCGCCCAGCCCACGGUCCUGCUGCAUUGUGGGCACCAGAGACACUGGACUGCUCGGGCACUGGCACUGCAGGGUGGGCUCCUAGGCUGGGGAGGGUGGGAGCCCUUCUCCGUGGCAGUGGCAGAGAUGCUGGUCUAUGGGUCUCGCUGAGUGCCUGUGCCACCUCCAGCCCCUCCUGCCUGGGGGGUGGCACCCCAGCCUGUGUGCUCUGGGCAGAGAGCUGAGAGGAGGUGCUGAGCACAGCUGGAGAGGAAGGGAAAGGGGAAUUGUAGAGCAGCAUCUCCCCAGCCCCUUGUGAGCACCGCACUGCAUGAGCUAGACAGUAGAGCCCCAAGACAGCAGGGCUUGGCAGUCCCCUGCACUGAGACCUGCCCAGAUCCUGCCAUGAAGUCCUUAGAGAGAGAAAGCCAUGAUCAGGAAUCCCCUGGAGCUGAGAGCUUCCUGCAUGAAGCAGGUCCUCACGGGGAGCUGAGCCAGACUGGGCUGGGCAGUGUGGGGGAUCUUCUUUGAGCUGCUGCAAACACUCCUGCACCACCCUGAAUAAAGACAGCUGUGUGGUCUGCA
Messenger RNA from Alligator sinensis (Chinese alligator), 1192 nucleotides. It is a transcript of the gene DUSP23, whose product is annotated as dual specificity phosphatase 23. The transcript is spliced from 4 exons. The coding region runs from base 16 to 615 and encodes 199 amino acids. Gene Ontology annotation, biological process: protein dephosphorylation; cilium assembly. NCBI's taxonomy places the organism in Eukaryota, Metazoa, Chordata, Crocodylia, Alligatoridae. The record is from RefSeq and is a predicted model, not a curated record. Gene Ontology annotation, molecular function: protein tyrosine/serine/threonine phosphatase activity.